Mugil cephalus (flathead mullet) is the source of this 2140-nucleotide messenger RNA. RefSeq lists its product as uncharacterized. Lineage: Eukaryota; Metazoa; Chordata; Actinopteri; Mugiliformes; Mugilidae. Gene Ontology annotation, cellular component: centrosome. The record is from RefSeq and is a predicted model, not a curated record. The transcript has 9 exons. Bases 215 to 1804 code for a protein of 529 amino acids.
UUGUAGCACCAUCAUUCUUGCUGUCCCGGCUGUGUAAACCCACCUCACUGGAUGCAAGCGAAGAGACCAGUUCAGUCUACCACUGACUGCUUCACAUCUCCGUCUGCAAUAGGAUAAUAACGGACCCUUCACCACAUUUUUUGUGGUCCAUCAUCCAGGUUGCCUCCCUCCUUCACAUUCCUUCAUUCUGAGUCAGGUCUCCAGCAGCAGCAGCAUGGAGCCAAAGUCUACACCGAGCCGUUACAUCCCGUCUGAUUCAAAUGGAAAUGACUCCUGGGGUUAUGGGGGAACUAUACCUGAGCAUAUCACCAGUCAACGACAGCCUCAUCAGAAUGGAAGAAAGAAAAGUAAUAUCCGUCUCAAUGACCAAGUCAUACCUAAACCAACUGACAUAAAUAUAGCGGAGAAAAUGAUAAAGGUUCCCACUCUAAAAGAGCACCCGUAUUCAUCCCACAUCUCCCGAUUUGCAAUGUUCCCGUCAUUCCACUCUCCAGAUGACCCCGACACAGGAGUCAGAGCUGCUUCCCAACCUUUCCCCAACCACCUUGUGCCAAACAGUGCAUCAGACAGCGCUCUGCUCAGCAAGACCGUAGGUGGUCCGUUUAGACAUGAGAUCUUAGAAACAUCGAAGAAGAAGGCAGUUAGGUGGAGCGGAGAACACGGCUUCUUGGAUCUUCCAAAACCACUCAAGGGAGAGGGUCAAGUUUUCUACCCCACCCCUCCAAAGACAGUGCUGCCCAAUCCCAAACUUCGUGACUGGGAUUUGUCAUUAUCGGAGCGGACAAGCAACAUGCUGAAGAACUUGGAGAGAUCACUUUGGGUCACCUCGUACCAAAUGCACUAUACAGGAUCUGGGCCAGCAAAUCCCUUGAAGAUAGAUGAUUUCAAGGAAAAAAUUAUUAGCCUCACUGGGAUUAAUCCAAGCAAUGCACCACUGCGAGAAAGGUCCUGCCCUGUGUUUGUUCCCGCUAAACCGAAACAAGGAUCGAGAAGACGACAAGAGAGCCGCGUGGGGAGGAAUACUUGCGGUCCCACUGCUGCUGUAACCCUCAGUACAUCUCCAGGUCUGAACCAAUUUACUCUUCAAACUACUGUAAAACAACCACAAGAGAUCACAGCUCUUUAUAAUGAGGCACCAGACCCAAACCGAAUUGGCCACAGUCAAUCAGAUUACAGCUCCAGCUCCACAGAAGCACAGCACACAGAGCUGUUCCAGGAGAUCUCCCACAAACAGCAGACCCAGAGGAAAAGCUCUGUGCAUGAGGGCAGGAGCGGAGAAAACAGCCGGUUUUAUGAAAGACUCAUGCGAGAGUCAGAGUCACAGAGCAGCCAAGAGGCUAACGCUGCGCAGAACUCAAACGCAGAGCGACCCCUGGACAUGUACAGCCGCCCACAUUCCCAGGAAGAGGUAGAAGUCAACAGAGAGGAAAGCCCGAUUGAGCUGUGUGUAAAUGAUGCACCGGGUUGCAAUGGAAGGUUUAACGUUAGAAAACAUGAACCUAGCUAUAGCAAAUGGGAAACUGGUUUAUUGUCAAAGGAAUUGUUAGCACAGGAAGACAGAGAGCGCCUACACAGUACUUCUAAUCCUUGCAUCCUGCCCAGGCCUCCUGUCCUGCCGGCCAUUCCACCAGUGGACAGAGCUGAGGUCAGCCUCACGAACCUUCAAGAUUCAUUCAGUAAGACAGAGGCCCAUCGCAACUUCAACAACUCAGUCACACGUGCUGCUGCGAACCUGAGGGACAACGUGGUCAGUGGGAAAAAACACAACUUCUGUGGCAUCAACAGCUGCUACAUCCACGGGUAACCUCAUCAAUGUGAAUACUGGAAUAUUUUAUUGGUUUGGAUUGUCCACUUAAAUUGAAACUAAAAAGUUAGCUAGUUUUAACCAAUCUGUUUGUUCUUUAACAUUACCAAAACAUGGCUCAUGGUUAACAUUAAUAUAUGUGUCUAUAUGCUUGUCUCUACAGCGGAAAAUAUUUUAAGGCAAACAACAUAAUAGCAAUUUUUUGUUUGUUUGUUUGUUUGUUUGUUUUCCCCCCUUUUGCAUCCAAUUGCAUUCAAACAUUGUAGGCAAAUAACUUUGGGUGUUUUUGUGUUUCCACAACAUAUGCAAGAAAUCCUGAACCUGAAAUUACUUACA